Messenger RNA from Glycine soja, 2307 nucleotides. Its product is annotated as splicing factor 3B subunit 2-like. Gene Ontology annotation, cellular component: catalytic step 2 spliceosome; nucleus; U2 snRNP. The coding region runs from base 123 to 1850 and encodes 575 amino acids. NCBI's taxonomy places the organism in Eukaryota, Viridiplantae, Streptophyta, Magnoliopsida, Fabales, Fabaceae. The transcript is spliced from 18 exons. The record is from RefSeq and is a predicted model, not a curated record. Gene Ontology annotation, biological process: mRNA splicing, via spliceosome.
GUUAUUUACUUACCCAUCUUCCUCAGCUUCUGCAUUCUUCAUCAUCUUCUUCGCUCGUGAUUCUUAUCUCACACUGAACUCUCUUGCUAAUCGAAUUUCUCACUCUGCAAAAACCUUCAACGAUGGCCGCUGAAACGAUUCCGUACCAGAAUGGCGUCGUUGCCAACUCCAACGACUCCUCCGCCGCGGUCAAGAAAUCGAGGGAGAGCGACCGCCGCCGCCGCCGCCGGAAGCAGAAGAAGAGCAACAAGGCAUCUGAGGCUCCGGUUCCUAACUCCGCUGAAGAGAGUGACGAUGCGAAAGAGAACGACGAUUCAAAACAGCUUGUUGAACAAAUUGAAAUUGAGUAUGUACCAGAGAAGGCAGAGUUAGUUGAAGGCAUGGAUGAAGAAUUUAGAAAAAUUUUCGAGAAGUUUACUUUCACUGAUGCCACUGCUUUGGAGGAUACUGACAAGAAGGAUGGUUCAGAAGAAAAUGCAGCUACUAAUAAGAAGGCUGAUUCUGAUUCUGAAGAGGAAGAAAACGAUAAUGAGCAAAAAGAGAAAGGCAUCUCAAACAAGAAGAAAAAGCUUCAACGGAGGAUGAAAAUUGCUCAACUGAAACAAAUUUGCUCAAGGCCAGAUGUUGUUGAGGUGUGGGAUGCUACUGCAUCAGACCCAAAGUUGCUGGUGUUCUUAAAGUCUUAUAGGAAUACUGUACCUGUACCUAGGCAUUGGUGCCAGAAGAGAAAAUUUUUACAGGGUAAACGAGGUAUAGAGAAACCAGCCUUUCAGCUUCCUGAUUUCAUUGCUGCCACUGGAAUUGAGAAAAUCAGACAGGCUUAUAUUGAGAAAGAGGAUAGUAAGAAGCUGAAACAAAAGCAAAGGGAGCGCAUGCAACCAAAAAUGGGGAAAAUGGAUAUAGAUUAUCAGGUUCUUCAUGAUGCAUUCUUUAAAUACCAAACAAAGCCUAAAUUGACCUCUCUUGGAGACCUGUAUCAUGAAGGAAAAGAGUUUGAGGUGAAGUUGAGGGAGAUGAAACCUGGCAUGCUAUCACAGGAAUUGAAAGAAGCUCUUGGUAUGCCUGAAGGUGCUCCUCCUCCUUGGCUUAUUAAUAUGCAGAGAUAUGGUCCUCCACCAUCAUAUCCUCAUCUGAAGAUCCCUGGACUGAAUGCUCCAAUCCCCCCUGGAGCUAGCUUUGGUUAUCAUCCUGGUGGAUGGGGGAAGCCUCCUGUUGAUGAAUAUGGGCGUCCACUGUAUGGAGAUGUUUUUGGUGUUCAACAACAAGAUCAGCCCAACUAUGAGGAAGAGCCAGUUGAUAAGACCAAACAUUGGGGAGACUUGGAGGAGGAAGAGGAAGAGGAAGAGGAGGAGGAGGAGGAGGAGGAGGAGGAAGAAAUGGAGGAAGAGGAACUUGAAGCUGGUAUUCAGUCUGUUGAUAGUCUGUCAAGCACUCCCACUGGAGUGGAAACACCUGAUGUUAUCGACCUCCGGAAGCAACAGAGGAAGGAGCCUGAGAGGCCUCUUUAUCAAGUACUUGAAGAGAAGGAAGAAAAAAUUGCCCCUGGAACUUUGCUUGGAACCACACACACUUAUGUGGUUGGCACUGGCACACAGGACAAAUCAGGUGCUAAAAGGGUUGAUUUGCUUAGAGGUCAGAAGACAGAUAAAGUGGAUGUCACUUUACAGCCUGAAGAGUUGGAAGCCAUGGAAAAUGUUUUGCCUGCCAAGUACGAAGAAGCAAGGGAAGAAGAGAAGUUACGUAGCCAGCGAGAAGAUUUCAGUGACAUGGUUGCAGAGAACGAGAAGAAGAGGAAAAGAAAGAUGCAAGAAAAAGAGGGCAAGUCAAAGAAGAGAGACUUCAAGUUUUAGGCUGCGCCUAGUUCGUUUCUUUUGCUGGAAGAUGGGCGGCUGCUACCCUUUUUCUACUGGGGAAGUUCUCACAUUCAUGGGGCAUGAGUUGAGAAUUUGUUGCUAGCAUUUAACGCAACUGUAUUAUUGCCCGAAAGUUGAGAAUUUGUUGUUAGCAGGGGUCUAUAGACAUUAUAAUACAAUGAAGACUCCAUGCAGAGCACGCGGUGGUCAAUCUUUAGUUGAAAAUUCAAUACGAUGAAUCCUACUGAGGCUUCACAGAUAAUGGCCGACGUGAAUGUAUGUUAGAGCAAUCAAUCAUUCUUACUGCUGUUAUUUAUAUAUGUAGUUUUCCUUUCUUUUUCUUUAAAUGACAUUUUAUGGUAAUAUUUUCUGUUUUCAUUUGGAAGAUAAAAACUUUUGGAUCAAGACUGGUAUUUUUUUGUUGUUGCUGGUAACGUGCAAAAAUUUGAUUAAA